AUUUUUUUAUCAAUAGUAGGUCAACCGAAGUAUGCCGUUGACCGGUUGAACCUACCGGCGACCUGUUACACUAUUUAUCAGUGUUUUGUAUAUUUAUUCUAAGCCCCUUCAAGAUGGGUCGGGAGAUAUUAUUCCUUCACUUUGGUCAAGCCGGCGUACAAAUGGGCUCAGCUCUGUGGGAGUUAUUUUGCAUAGAACACCAGCUUACGUCAGAUGGUCAACUAACGCAAAAUGAGGAGGAAAUUCUUGAAUCAGUCAGCGAGAACAUUGGAGCAUUUUUUAAUAGGGGCCAAAGAACUUGGACACCCAGAGCGCUAAUGGUAGACUUGGAACCCACUGUGAUUGAUGAAAUCCGCGUGGGUCCAUAUCGCAGACUCUGGAAGCCAAGUUGUCUGAUUACUGGCAAAGAGGACGCUGCAAAUAACUAUGGACGAGGGAAUUGCACAAUCGGAAGACGGAAGCUGGGGAGAACUAUGGAAGUUAUUCGCAAAAUGGUGGAGGAGUCCCACAACCUGGCUGCCUUUGUAACAAUACAUUCAUAUUCUGGAGGGACCGGAUCAGGUUUCACCAGUCUAAUUAUCGAUAACUUGUGUGAUGAGUACGGGAAGAAAUUUAAGUUUAGUACUUCAGUCUUUCCCUCAUCCAUGUACUCUCAAUCCACUGUAGAUCCAUACAAUGCGAUCCUGCAUUCGCAUUCUACGAUUGAGACGUUGGAUUGUGAUAUCCUAUUUGAUAAUCAGACCAUGUUUGAUCGAUGCUCUAAAAACUUGACAAUUCAUCAACCUUCGUACACAGACAUCAACAGGCUACUGGCACAAAUGCUCAGUUCAGUCUUUCUGUCUCAUCGUUUCAUCUAUUACGGGUCCCAACAUGCCGAUACGACUGAGCUAAUGACCAAUUUGAUUCCCUAUCCACGCAUUCACUUCCCGUCACUCUUCUACGCUCCACUAUGGUCCCGAUGGCAAAUUGAUCAUGACGCCAUUAGCAUAUCAGAGUUAACGAGAACGGUAUUCAGCGAAGACGCCCGCACUAUUGACUUCCCUUCCACGCGGAACGCCUACAUCUCUUGUGCGAUGCUGUAUCGUGGGGUUACCAGUCCGAAACAAAUUUACGAUGCCCUCAAAAUGGUGAAGGGUACUCCUAGCAUCGGUGCCAAUUUUGUGGACUGGUGUCCCACUGGGUUUAAGAUAGGCCUGAACACUUUUCCACCGGUAACAAUCGAGCACUCUCCGCUUGCGGCUUCUCCAAGGUCCGUUUGCAUGCUGGCUGGAAACUUGGGAAUGAGACAUGCUUGGCAUAGAAAUAACAUGAAAUUCGAUGUGUUGUUCAGUCGUAGAAGUUUUAUACACUGGUUCAUAGGUGAAGGAAUCGAAGAGAGUGAGUUCCUGGAGGCACGAGAUGACAUGGCGUUUUUGGAGCAAGAUUAUGCCGAACUGCUCGGUGAAACCAUUCAACCACUGGAAACUGUGGAGCCAACUAGUCCUUUUCCACCGCACUCAGCAACUGAGGCACCACAGCCCACAUCCGUUCAGAUGGAGAGAGCAAUGCCACAGUCAUUGGAGAACGCCAGUGUACGCUCUGAGCUUAGCGGGAGCCAAAAUUCGCCUGAUCGCUUGGCAAUGAAUUCGAACAACGGAAACCUCGCAUUACCGUAUGAUCUAAUAGGCGAACGUAAUUGGUCAAACUCCCGCUCGACGAACAGGACGAACAAAUACGCGGAACUUGAGUUGGUAGACGUGGACGGACGAAUGGUAAGAUAUGAAAACCAAAGUCGGUCGUCUCAUGGUCGGCCACCGAGAUAUCAACAACCUCAGAUCGCAUCUCCUUUACCACCUAGACAACAGUCACGGCAUUCAAGUAAGCUGAAUCAUCAAACUGAUUCCGAGGAAGUCACGAGAAGCCAAUGGGAGUCAAGCCAUGCAGAAACCUGCUGUUCACAAUAUUCGGGCGGUAAUAGUGAGGUUCACAUGACGUCAUGCCACAAUUGUCGCGGUGGUUUCCGACCUUAUGGUGACGACAAAGAAUUUGAUGCACCUAAGUCCACUGGGACUAUUUCAAACGAAUCUGACUCCCGAGAUAGUCAAGUUCAAAAAGCAAAGGCCAUGCGUGAAAGCAAUAUGAAUAAUGCCAGGUGCUCUCGGACCAGUAUAGACACGGGCUUUUCACCUACGGAACCGCUGGUUCUGCCUGAUCAUCAGAUACACACUGAUCACGAAUUCACGCCGCGUGAUAGUGUGGAAUGGAGCCCUGCGUUCAGUAGUCAAGCCUCAAGUGGUGAGGUACCAGACCUAAGAACAUCCAAGUGUGUCUCGCUGCACCACUGUCGCAAGGUACGUGACGGCAGUGUGCAAAUGAAUUCGAAAACCACAGUUCCAAACGGUCCAAAAAUUACAUCAGUUACUUCCAGUGUGUCCGCUUUAAGUCAUCCUGGGCAAAAUAUCGCGGUUUGUCCGGUGAAUAUCAACUGUCCCACACAGUCCGAGCCAUAUGCUGCCUCAGUUGAAGGAGAACACACCGAAUCGUUUAGUGCGCAUAAUGAUCUUGACCCUACCACUCAGGUCGCUUUACAACGACGCAUACUGCAACCUCAUAGCGUCACAAGCGGCUUGGGUUCCAUGAGUCACGUUCAGUCUGCCGCUGCCUCAUCUGCAGUUGAGAGCCAAGAUCAUAGGUCCAAUUCUGCGUCGCACUUUUCCGCAAGUCAGUAUGGAUCAGAAGAUGCAGCUUCGAUCGCAGCUGCUCGACGUCACCAAUAUUGCCAUCAUCGUUGCCACGGCGAACAUCGUCACCGCCAUCAUCCCCACCACAAACACCAUCAUCAUCAUCGUCCUCAUCCUCACAAGCGUGUCACAGUCACACCGAAAGGGACAGAGGAAAUGGCACGGUUGGAGUCCUACGAAGUUGUAAACAAGUAUGCCGUCAGCCAGUCAGGGGACCACCACGCUAGCAGUUCCGGUACAUCACCCGAUCAACCGGUAGUAGCCAGGAACCGGUCAACCUCCAGCAUGGAGAGACAUGCGGUUUACGAGGUUUCAGUGACUGAAGAAGAGGAUCGCGCAUCGACGCCCAUUUUAUCCGCCUGGUCAGCAGGCCACAAGCGACUACCGACUCGUAGCACGGCAGAGUAAUUUGACCAAUUCUAAUACGUGUGCAUGGGCAAGGAAGCUCAAUUGCCCUUUCCGGGACACGUAAACACGUGAGUGAAGUCACCAAGACAACUAAUGAAUUUCCUGGUGUCGUUUGCGAAAGAGGCACGUUAAUACAGUGCAGACGUUGAGUUGAAUAAAAUUUCACUCUGUAUUGCAAUUUGUUGUUGUGUUGGCAAUACAACCAUGUUAAUAGAUGGUUCGGAUAACUGAGACAGAUUCAGUCUUACUUAUUCUAAUAAACUGCGAUGCUGUCGGG
This is a messenger RNA of Dicrocoelium dendriticum, 3405 nucleotides long. The record is from the annotation of a GenBank genome assembly. NCBI's taxonomy places the organism in Eukaryota, Metazoa, Platyhelminthes, Trematoda, Plagiorchiida, Dicrocoeliidae.